Molecule: messenger RNA, 312 nt
Organism: Penicillium cosmopolitanum
Lineage: Eukaryota; Fungi; Ascomycota; Eurotiomycetes; Eurotiales; Aspergillaceae
Product: DUF1272 domain-containing protein
Exons: 1
Coding region: 1-312 (103 amino acids)
Source: RefSeq, a predicted model, not a curated record
AUGGUGCUGCAACUACGCCCAAACUGCGAAUAUUGCGAUACGAACCUACCACCAGCAUCAACAGAGGCGCGCAUCUGCUCUUAUGAGUGUACCUUUUGCGCCGAUUGUGCGGAGACGAAACUAGCCAACGUCUGUCCGAACUGCGGCGGCAACUUUGCUCGACGGCCGAUCCGCCCAUCGAAGGAAUGGCGCACUGGUUUAUGCACUGCGAAGCAACCGCCGUCGGAUAAGCGUGUGCAUCUAAAAUACAGUAUUGAGGAUGUUGAAGGACUCACGGAGAGGGUCAGCAACAUCAUCCCACAAGAUCGUUAG